This is a messenger RNA of Rhododendron vialii, 1476 nucleotides long. Its product is annotated as probable transcription factor At4g00390. Gene Ontology annotation, cellular component: nucleus. Lineage: Eukaryota; Viridiplantae; Streptophyta; Magnoliopsida; Ericales; Ericaceae. The record is from RefSeq and is a predicted model, not a curated record. Bases 134 to 1321 code for a protein of 395 amino acids. Gene Ontology annotation, biological process: regulation of DNA-templated transcription. The transcript has 2 exons.
CUUUUCGAAAAGGAAGACAACAUACCACCCCCUCAAUCGUCUCUCUAGUCUCUACUCUAGCAUACGAGACCGCGCAAGCCCUAGCUCAGAAACCUUCCCUCUCUCUCUCUCUCUCUCUCUCUCUCUCUCUCUCAUGGCACCGAACCGUCUCCCCGAAUCAGAAGCCCAACAACACGAGUCCUCUUCUGAGGAGGAGGAAGAAGAAGAAGAAGAAGAAGACUCAGGAUCAUCAUCAGAAGAGGAAACCCAUUCCCAACCACAACACAACAACAACAUCAACACUUCCACUCCCAAGAAACCUCAACCCACUCCCAACUCUUCCGCUCCCAAGAAACCACAACCCACUCCCAACUCCUCCGACUCCGACUCGGAAUAUGAAUCCGAUUCCGAUUCCCCGCCCACCGCCUCCACUCACCGACCCGACCCGAACAUCAAACCCAUCACCUCCAAGCCCAUGGACGACCCACCCAAGUCCACCAAAAGGCCCAGAUCCGACCCCACUCCCUCCACUCCGGUGGCCAAGUCCAGCGCCGCCGCCGCCGUUAAACGGACGGCGGCGGAGAGCGAGAGCAACGGAGCCCAAGACUCGAAGAGGGCGAAGAAGAAGCAGAAGGAGAAGGACGUGGCUGCUGUUAUUAACAACAGCAACGAAACGACGCCGAGCAAGCAGAUGUUUCAGCGGCUGUGGAGCGAGGACGACGAGAUCGUGAUCCUCAAGGGCCUUAUCGACUUCAGGGCGAAGAAAGGAUACGAUCCGAUGACCGAUUUGAACGUUUUUCACGACUUCAUCAAGAAAUCGCUGCACUUGGGUGACGUCAGCAAGUCCCAGUUCUCCACCAAGGUCAGGAGGAUGAAGAAGAAGUUCGAGAACAACGUGAAGAGGGGGAAAGACGGCCAAGACCGGUCCUUUUCGAACCCUCAUGAGCAACGGGCCUACAACUUGUCCAAGAAGAUAUGGGGCGAGGAUAGUGAUGGUUUCGGAGUUGGAAAUGCGAAGAAAGUUAAUGGGAAAGGGAGAAAGAACGAGAAGAGUUUGUCCGUAGUGGAUGAGGAGCUCUCUGGGAGAGUCGAGGAAGGGGCAAGGAGGGAGGUCGAGCCAAAUGCUGGGGCAGAGCGGGCGAUUGGGUUCGAUUUAAGCAUCGAGGAGGUGGUUGUCAAGGAUGGAUUGGAGUUGCUUAGUGGGUCCAAUAAGUUGGAGAUGAUGGAGAAGUGGAGGCAGUUCAGGGUUGAGGAAGUGGAGCUCUACUUGAAGCGGUUGGAAUUGGUUCGCGAGCAGGGGAAACUAGUGCUGGAGGCAAUGAAGAAGUCGACGGGGCAUUAGGGUUUUUUCUAGUCAGGAGAAAAUGAGGGAGGCUGCUGCCAGCUGCUUGUUAGCAGAUGCUUUUUCCAGCUCUUCUUUGGACCAAAUACAAACGCACCCACCAAGUAAGUUAGCAAUGGUGUGGGCAAGGGCCAGAAGUACUGCUGCAGCCAUCC